CACUGCACGCAAUACCGACGUGUAUGAAAUGGCUGAAUAGCACGUAUACGCAAAAGAACACAAAACAUACAAUACCGUUUACGUAGAUUGCUUGAGGACGCUAACGCUAUUUACGCAGGUUGACUAGCAUGACGCUCUGAACGUCAACAUGGGGAAAUUCGGUUUGCAGUUUAAAGCGACGCUGGAGAACGUUACAAAUGUUAGACCAGACGGAGACGACUUCCGCUGGUAUUUAAAGCUGAAGUGUGGGAAUUGUGGUGAGAUCUCAGACAAAUGGCAGUAUAUCACAUUGCUGGACAGUAUGCCACUGAAAGGAGGCCGAGGCAGUGCCUCUAUGGUUCAGAAGUGUAAACUGUGCUCCCGGGAAAACUCAAUAGAUAUCCUGAAGGACACCAUCACGCCGUACAACGUGGAGGACAGUGAGCGGUUCAAGACGAUGGUGCAGUUUGAGUGUCGAGGCCUCGAGCCGGUCGACUUCCAUCCACAGGCUGGAUUUGUGGCUAAGGGUGCAGAGACGACCACCCAGUUCCCUGAAAUCAACCUUCAGGAGAAAGACUGGACAGACUAUGACGAGAAAGCUGGCGAGUCAGUGGGCAUCUAUGAAGUCACACAUCAGUUUAUCAAGUGUUGAGAGCAUUGGAGAUGGAGCACAAAUGUUGUGGCUGGAUAUCCAACAAAGAAAAAGAGACUUUAUACAAGGAACAUUCAUAAAAUUCAACAAAAAUACUUUAAUUGUUGUUGUUGAAAUUGUAAAUGGAUGUGUUUGGGGGGAACAGGCAAGAACAUUCACUACAUAAAAGAUGACCAGUUCCUUGGAGAUGCAGGUCUGCACUUAAAUAAAGUUAUGAUUUGUAAGAA
Molecule: messenger RNA, 858 nt
Organism: Ictalurus punctatus (channel catfish)
Lineage: Eukaryota; Metazoa; Chordata; Actinopteri; Siluriformes; Ictaluridae
Gene: czib
Product: CXXC motif containing zinc binding protein
Exons: 8
Coding region: 149-631 (160 amino acids)
Molecular function (GO): zinc ion binding
Source: RefSeq, a predicted model, not a curated record